Leguminivora glycinivorella is the source of this 3651-nucleotide messenger RNA. RefSeq names its product hemicentin-1-like. NCBI's taxonomy places the organism in Eukaryota, Metazoa, Arthropoda, Insecta, Lepidoptera, Tortricidae. The coding region runs from base 206 to 2821 and encodes 871 amino acids. The record is from RefSeq and is a predicted model, not a curated record. The transcript has 18 exons.
GGCAGACGUGCGCGCGUUCGCGGGAGUCACCUGCUCGCGGUUAUAAAUGAAAAAUUGUGCGUUGUGAAUUAAUUUGUCACACUGAUUUGUGAUGUUUAAUUGAAAUGGAGUUGACUUGAUUUAUGGAGAUACGCGCAGCGGUAUCGCACAAAUGGUUUCAGUGGACUGUGCUGUGAAGUGAUAACUAAUGAUGUAAGAUAGAACUAUGUGUUCGGUGAAGUGGCUCCGGCUGCUAGUGAUGCUGGCGGCUUGCUGGGCACAGGAGGGGGAGUGGAGCGAGGAUGCCGAAGACUUGGUAUCCACGGUGGAUGUGGACGCCGUGCUAGGCCGGACGGCGUCGCUGCCGUGCGACGUCGCGCCGGACGCCGCCGAGGACCGAGUGUACAUGGUGCUUUGGUUUCGAGCCGGCAAGGCCACCGGCGGGAAACCUAUAUACAGUUUCGACGUCCGCGGUCGCUCCUUCAACAAGGCGCUGCAAUGGUCGGAUCCGAACGCGUUCGGUCCACGCGCGUACUUCGCCACCGUGGCGCGUCCGGCAGCGCUCACACUUGACACUGUACAGUUGGAUGAUGAAGGCAUCUACCGCUGCCGUGUCGACUUCAAGAACUCGCCUACGAGGAACUUUCAGAUACGGCUGUCUGUUAUCGUGCCGCCUCACCAGCUGAUUUUAUACGACAAGUCGGGCCGGGAUGUAUCGGGCGUGGUCGGGCCUUUGGAAGAGGGCAACGAACUUGUUCUGGUCUGCGAAGUACGUGGAGGUCGUCCAGCCCCAACAGUCCUAUGGCUAAUCGACGGGGCGCCAGCGCCACAGUACAUCGGCGAGAAGACUGACACACACGUCGUCGUCAAUAGACUAGAACUACCGCAUAUCAAGCGGAGUCAUCUCAACACGACGUUCAAAUGUCGAGCGUCGAACACAAACCUCGUCAGUCCAAAGGAGAGGACUGUUAGGCUUGAGAUGAAUCUGAAGCCGAUCCGCGUAGAGAUACAGAACAAGCAAGUUACGCUGUCUUCCGAGCGGUAUGUCAGCCUGCGAUGCGCGUCCGAAGGCAGCCGGCCCGCAGCGACGCUUACCUGGUUUAAAGAUAAUAGGAAGUUUACUAGAGGCAAUAAAGUAGAAGCCCAGAACGAGACGUGGGUAAGCAGCACGAUAGAAUUCAUGCCGCUGCCUGAAGACGACGGUUCACAGCUCAAAUGUCAAGCCGACAACAGUGCGUUGCCGGGGCAGAGUAUAGAAGACUCGUUCAAACUGGACGUCGUAUAUCCUCCCGUGGUGUCGCUGUCUCUCGGCAGCACGCUCAACCCCCACGACAUCAAGGAGGGGGAUGACGUCUACUUUGAAUGCUCCGUCCGUGCCAAUCCCAGGGAGCAUAGGAUAUCCUGGUAUCAUAAUGACAAGCCAGUGGUCCACAACCUAACGUCAGGUGUGAUCGUGAGCACCAAAUCCCUGGUCCUGCAGAAGGUGACACGGGACCACGGCGGUGAUUACAACUGCCGCGCUGCCAACUCGCUGGGCGAGACGCCGAGUCAACCCACGCAUCUUAGUAUACAGUAUGCCCCAGUAUGCGCGCACCCGUCACCUCAAGUACUAGGCGCGCAGAUGGACGAAGCGUUAAGAGUACGGUGUUCAGUCACCGCGAACCCGCCUGAUGUCACGUUCUUCUGGCAGUUCAACAACAGUGGCGAGAGUCUUGACGUGUCGCCUACCAAGUUUGGCACAGCCAACGGCAGCACGAGCGAGCUGAGCUACAAGCCGCAGAGCGAACGCGACUACGGCACGCUUAGUUGCCGCGGCACCAACGGCGUUGGCAAGCAGAUUCACGCAUGUGUCUUCCAAAUUGUACCCGCUGCGCGUCCCACCGCGCCGCGUAACUGCUCUCUUCAGACGGGCAACAACAGCGCCGACGGCGGCUGGCUGCGUGUACGCUGCGUUGCCGGUUACGACGGCGGACUGCCGCAGUCGUUUCUUUUGGAAGCAUUGGACCCAAUCAGCGGGAGAGCGAGGUUCAAUACUAGCGUUAAUGACACAGACGGGCUGCUGACAUUCAAGCUGGACCUGGCACAACUGUCUUCCGGUGGUGACAUGGAAGGAGCCACAUUCAACCUGCUCAUCUUCGCGAGGAACCUCAAGGGGGAAUCAGAGAAAACUUUGCUAGAGAAUAUUGCGUUCAACGAUGCAGCUAGGAGGACUGAUGGCAAAAGCGCAAUGGGCGGUAUCACCCUUGGCGUCGUCGUCGCCGCGGCCCUCGGCGCAGCCCUAGCCAUCGGUGGUAUCGCCUUUGCCGCGCUCUGUGCGCGACGGCGGCGAGCCCGACCACCUCACAAGCAUCCUCCAGGAGACAUGUUGGAACUGAGUGACGGUGGGAGGAGAUACGUGGUGGCGUAUACUAUCAAACCAUCACCGGAGUUGAAGACGCCGGAGCCACAGCCGGACAUAUUGAACGCACCAGAUUGUGACAACCAAAACAUCCCACCAACUGCGGAGGAGGCGGAUGAGUGGCCUAGCAUAAAAGAAGUUCGAGGCGACUGGACCAAGGCGGGUGCAGUAUUUUCCGCAGAAGAUUUAGCACUUCUUGACAGCGCUGGACAUCCUCAGCAGCUUACACCAGGCAGCGACAUGGUCCCCAGCAGUCGUCAAGAAGACGUUCUAAACCAGAACCUAGCUCAAUCGGCGUUAGGUAAUAAUUUUAGGUCUAAUUUCGUAGUUUCUAACAGCCCGACCCUCGGGAGCCCCAACUUUGUGUGCCCCAACGGCAAUGUAGGAAGCCCUUUUGGAAGUCAGACGCUCAACUCUGAGCGGACCGACGCUAAGUUCCAGUAGUUUAGCGACUUCGACGCUACAUAGGAGUAAAGGAAAGGGAAUGCGAGAAGAAGAGAGCAUGUGUUGGCAGAGAAUUUGCCGGGACCGGAGAGUUGUGUGUAAAUAAUGUUAGCAUAAGUUUUUUUCCUGACCUGCAAGAACCUCUUUUUGACACAUCUCUUUUUUCAUUUGUGUUUUUUUUUUCGUUUCUUUUUUCAUGUGGCUAAGAUGAAUCGUUCUCCAAAUCUAGCGAUUAUUAGCGAUUGGUUGAAACGUUUCUAGGGUGCCUAAACUCAACGGUAGAAGUACCUACGUUAUUAUGAGUAGACCAGUUUUUCUCGUCGUAUUAAUAUAAUUUUCUUGAUACUUUUAUUUUGUUUUGAAAUAGUAUACCUAUUGUUAAAUAAUCGAUUUUUAUCAACGUAAACGGAAGUGUCUAAUCAGAAAUCAAAGUUUUUUUUUUAUUAGCCUAUAUGGUGUCCCACUGCUGGGCAAAGGCCUCUCCUUCCUUUCUCCAGUCCUCACGGUUUGAUGCCCGCUCUUGCCAGUCUCUGCAAAAUACGUCGAGGUCGUCCCACCAUCUCUUCUUUGGUCGUCCUCUGCCCCGACUAAUUUGCGGUAACCACUCAGUCCGCUCAGUCGUCACUUUGGCCCACCGUUCGGGUGCAGCCGGCAAACAUGCCCUGUCCAAUCCUACUUAAGUUUGGCUGUCUUGGAACCCACAUCUAUUAUACCAGUUUUAAGUUAAAUCUUAAAAAUGUAACCUCUAACGAAGUGUCAAAAAGAGGAACUUACAAACCUUAGACAACAGCUAUCACGAGUUUUCAAUAAGUAGGUACAGUCAACCAAUU